AUGAUGAUGAUGAUGAUGACGAUGAUGAUGUGCACCAAUCAGACGCCUCCUCCGGCAUGCGGGGCUUGGGGGGAGUGGGCGGAGCCUGAGACCAGAGAUGUCCUGGCGAUGAUGGUGUCCACUGCAGAGGACAACGGCGUGUUGCUGUACAACGGGGACAACGAGCCCAUCGCCGUGGAGCUGCACCAAGGUCACGUCAGGGUCACCUACGAUCCCGGGAACCAGGCCGCCGCCGCCAUCUACAGCACGGAGACGGUCAAUGACGGCCGCUUCCACACUGUGGAGCUGCUGACCUUCAACCAAAUGGUCAACCUGUCGGUGGACGGCGGCCAGCCCACCACGCUCGACAGUCGGGGGCGGAGCCAGGCGGCCAUGGUGGAGGCCCCCCUCUAUGUGGGAGGUAUGCCGGAGGAGGUGAUUCCCGCCUCCCUGUCUCUGUCCUCGCCCAGCGCCAACGUGUCCAACGUGUCCAGCUUGCACGGAUGCAUCCGGAACCUUUACAUCAACCACGAGCUGCAGGACUUCACGCGCGGGCACAUGAAGGCGGGCGUGGUGCCAGGAUGCCAGGCCUGCAGGAAGCUCUUCUGUCUGCACGGCGUCUGCCAGCCCAACGAAGCGCAGGGACCUGAGUGUCUCUGCCAGUCUGGUUGGAGCGGGCCACACUGUGACCAGCCAAUCACAGGAGGCCACACUGGGGCAGUGGGCGUGGCCUCCACAGCAGCUGCUGUGGGUCCAUGUGAAGGCAGCAAGUGAGUGUGACGUCAUCAUCAUCUUCCUCGUCAUUGUCAUCAUCAUCGUCAUCUUCAUCAUCACCACAAAAAUCAACAUCAUCAUCUUCCUCAUCAUAAUCAUCAUCAUCAUCAUCAUCAUCAUCACCUCAAUCAUUAUCAUCAUCAUCAUCUUCCUCAUCAUCACCACAAUCAUCAUCAUCAUCAUCAUCUUCCUCAUCAUCACCAUAAUCAUCAUCAUUAUCUUCCUCAUCGUCAACAUCUUCAUCAUCAUCAUCACCACAAUCAUCAACAUCAUUAUCAUCAUUGGCAUCAUCAUCUUCCUCAUCAUCACCAUAAUAUUAUCAUCUUCCUCAUCAUCAUCACCUCAAUCAUUAUCAUCAUCUUCCUCACCACCACAAUCAUCAUCAUCCUCAUCGUCAACAUAAUUUUCCUCAUCAUCACCACAAUCAUCAUCAUCAUCAUCAUCAUUGGCAUCAUCGUCUUCCUCAU
Messenger RNA from Entelurus aequoreus (snake pipefish), 1220 nucleotides. Its product is annotated as slit homolog 1 protein-like. Bases 1 to 753 code for a protein of 250 amino acids. The record is from RefSeq and is a predicted model, not a curated record. The transcript is spliced from 6 exons. NCBI's taxonomy places the organism in Eukaryota, Metazoa, Chordata, Actinopteri, Syngnathiformes, Syngnathidae.